GUUUGCUCAUUAGUGCUGCAUUGAUCCACUGGCUGUCCAAUGCUUUGGACUCAGAGACUAACUGUUAAAUCAAAUCUAAAAUUCGGGAGCUUGUUCAGUGGUCAGUAGUGAUUGGUACAUGAUGGCAGGGAGAUGUAGUACAGGAAUGUGGUUGCUCUUUUUUGCCGCUAUGCUCAACUACGCCUGUGGAUCUACAGAGGUCUGCACUAACUCCCUCCUUCCUGGAGCUAAAGGAGACCAAGGUGAGAUUGGAGAUGAGGGAGAUGAGGGGAGACUGGGGAAGAAUGGACCACCAGGACUUCCAGGUGCUCCAGGUGAGAUGGGGCUUAAAGGAGAUGUUGGUCACACAGGAAAGAUGGGGCCCACUGGAGAUAAAGGUGACAAAGGGGAUUCAGGUUUAGAUGGGCCCCCUGGUUUAAAAGGGAAACCAGGCACUACAUGUGACUGUGGCAGGUACAGGAAGGUGGUUGGACAGUUGGAUGUUAAUGUAGGCAAGCUGAGGAAUGCUGUCAAGUUUGUAAAGAACAUUAUCUUGGGGCUGACAGAAACAGAGGAGCGGUACUAUCUGCUGGUGAAGGAGCCCAAGAGGUUCAGGGAGGCCGCAAUGAACUGCAAGCUAAGAGGAGGCACGCUUGCCAUGCCGAAAACCAUCAACAGUAACCACCUCAUAGCAGAUUACAUCAGUCGGGCAGGACUGACAAGAGUUUAUAUAGGGGUUCAGGCUCAAACCCAGGACACAGAUGGAGCACGCAAUUAUGUUUAUGCAGACUCCAACCCUCUGCAGGGGUUUGCAGCUUGGAGUCAAGAGGAGGAGCUGAACUCCGGAUUAUCUCCCACCACAAACUCCAGCUGUGUGGAGCUGCUCAGCACGGGAACAUGGGGUCAUGUUGAGUGUAAUGCCACCAUGUUUUUCGUCUGUGAGUUCACAAAAAGCAGGAGAAGAGGAGGAGGAGGAGGAGGCGGAGGAAGAGGAACACCUGCCUUGGCAUCAUGAUAAUUCAAUGAGACAUGCAGGCUUGCAUGCCAAAGUAUAUACAGUUACAGUAUGUUUUGUAGUAGGCCCAUGUAUUUUACACAAAUGCAUCACCUGUGUAAGCAUGCUAGAAGUGUGGCUCAGUGAGAUGCAGUGUAAAGAAUGGAUUUAAUGCAUUUGUCUUGCAUUUUGUCUUAGCAAACUAGCUUGCUAGCUUUUGUGCUAAUAAUUUGUUGGCCUUUUACAGAGUGCUUUGUCUCAGCUAGAUGUGGUUGCCUGUAUAACUGACCAGUACAUAUAUUCUAUUCCAGGUACAUAUGUUCAUGUAACUGUGUUUGUUGUAUCAUGUUUACUGUGAAACUUCAGAAAGCUAUACAUGUGUGUGCUGCGCCAAAGAUGACUAUGGUGAGCCAACUGUGUGACUGCACUAGUACAUAUAUUCUUUUCCUAUCCAAACAAACAGCAGCACAGAAAUAGACAGCAGCUUCUCGUAUAUCAUCCCUGCACUAAAAAAAAACACACAAAAAACAAAGAGUCAAGUGUUUGCUGUGGUUUCAUUAGUGUCUGGCUGAGCUCAGUUACAUGACACUACAUGUACUCUAUGGUUUAAUACGAUACUGCUACAGUGGGAAUUGGGAAGUGGGAAUUGAAAG
Molecule: messenger RNA, 1626 nt
Organism: Scomber scombrus (Atlantic mackerel)
Lineage: Eukaryota; Metazoa; Chordata; Actinopteri; Scombriformes; Scombridae
Gene: colec10
Product: collectin sub-family member 10 (C-type lectin)
Exons: 7
Coding region: 119-994 (291 amino acids)
Cellular component (GO): rough endoplasmic reticulum; multivesicular body
Source: RefSeq, a predicted model, not a curated record